Molecule: messenger RNA, 1635 nt
Organism: Enhydra lutris kenyoni (northern sea otter)
Lineage: Eukaryota; Metazoa; Chordata; Mammalia; Carnivora; Mustelidae
Product: zinc finger protein 724-like
Exons: 6
Coding region: 1-1635 (544 amino acids)
Biological process (GO): regulation of DNA-templated transcription
Source: RefSeq, a predicted model, not a curated record
AUGAGUUCGCUGCUUGGUGUCAUGGAGGUGAAGUUCAAAUUGGGCCAGCCCAAGCUCUUCCUCAGGGCAGGACAACUGACAUUCAUGGAUGUGGCCAUAGAAUUCUCUGAGGAGGAGUGGGGAUGCCUGACCCACACUCAGCGGGAACUGUACAGGGUUGUGAUGUUGGAGAACUACAGACACUUCUGCUUCCUGGGACUCAUUGGGUCCAAGCCAGACUUGGUGUCCUUUUUGGAACAGAAUAAGUUCUGGGAUGUGACAAGAAAGGAGACAGUAGCCUUCCAUCCAGCUGUAUCUUCACAUGACCCUCAAAGCUGCCUGCAGAAGCCAAGCGUAGAAACUUCUUUCCAAAAAGUGUCAAUGGGUAGAUACAAAAAUAGUGCUGUUGAAAAUGUUUGCUUAAUGACAUACUGGGACAAUGAUGGGGAGAGUGAAGGGCAUCAAACAUACCAUGAAGGACAUAGCCAUUUGGAGACAACCGCGCUUGAUAAGAAUCAAAAUGACCAGAAUAGUGAAGGAUAUAAAACAUCAUGGAAAACCUUACUUUUUAAGUCAACUGUUUCUGCAAAGCAGUGUGUUUCUGUCAGCAAAAGCUCCAAUCAAAUAUUCAAACAUACAUACGGAGAGAAACCUUUCCAAUGUAAAGAACGCAGCAAAACCUUUAACUUCAGCUCAAACCUAUUUCAGCAUCACAGAAAUCAUACUGUAGAGAAACCAUACAAAUGUGAGAAAUUUAGUAAAACCAUUAAAGACUUCUCAUCACUAAGUGGACACAGGCAAAUUCAUACUGGAGAGAAACUCUACAAAUGUAAAGAAUGUGGCAAAGGUUUUAAGUUUCACACAGCAUUUACUCGACAUCACAGAAUUCAUACUGGAGAGAAACCUUACCAAUGUUCAGAAUGUGGCAAGGCCUUUAACAGGCACUCAAACUUUAUUCAACAUCACAGAAUUCAUACUGGAGAGAAACCUUACCAAUGUCCAGAAUGUGGCAAGGCCUUUAACCAGCACUCAGCCCUUACUCAACAUCACAGAAUUCAUACUGGAGAGAAACCUUACCAAUGUCCAGAAUGUGGCAAGGCCUUUAACCAUCACUCAGCCCUUACUCGACAUCACAGAAUUCAUACUGGAGAGAAACCUUACCAAUGUCUAGAAUGUGGCAAAGCCUUUAAACAGCACUCACACCUGACUCAACAUCACAGAAUUCAUACUGGAGAGAAACCUUACCAAUGUCCAGAAUGUGGCAAGGCCUUUAACAUCCACUCAAACUUUAUUCAACAUCAUAGAAUUCAUACUGGAGAGAAACCUUACCAAUGUCCAGAAUGUGGCAAGGCCUUUAACAGGCACUCAAACUUUAUUCAACAUUACAGAAUUCAUACUGGAGAGAAACCUUACCAAUGUCAAGAAUGUGGCAAGGCCUUUAACCAGCACUCAGCCCUUACUCAACACCACAGAAUUCAUACUGGAGAGAAACCUUACCAAUGUCCAGAAUGUGGCAAAGCCUUUAACAUCCACUCAAACUUUAUUCAACAUCACAGAAUUCAUACUGGAGAGAAACCAUAUAAAUGUAAAGAAAUUGGAAAGACUUUUCAACAGCACUCACACCUUAGUAACCAUAAUAGAAUUCAUACUGGAUAG